Nicrophorus vespilloides is the source of this 1887-nucleotide messenger RNA. It is a transcript of the gene Ppa, whose product is annotated as F-box/LRR-repeat protein 14. Gene Ontology annotation, cellular component: SCF ubiquitin ligase complex. Gene Ontology annotation, molecular function: protein binding. Bases 328 to 1770 code for a protein of 480 amino acids. The record is from RefSeq and is a predicted model, not a curated record. NCBI's taxonomy places the organism in Eukaryota, Metazoa, Arthropoda, Insecta, Coleoptera, Silphidae. The transcript has a single exon. Gene Ontology annotation, biological process: SCF-dependent proteasomal ubiquitin-dependent protein catabolic process.
GUCAGUCAGUUUGCAGCGAGCCGUGGUCAGUGCAGUGUCGUUGUUGUUGUUGUAGUAGUUGCUCGUCGUCGCCGCCGCCGCCUUCGUUCCGUCAUCCUCCCCCGCAUACGUCGACUACUCAGUCGCUGCUUCCGACAAAACAGUUGUUGUUUUCAACGUGAUGUGAACGCCGCAAUAGCAAUUGUAGUUAUAGUAGUGAACAGCAGUAGACGAGAAUCGGAAAGGACGGGUAUAAUAAUAAGACUACGCAAACACAGCAUAGAGGAGUUAGUGAAGAAAGAAAGAGAAGGACGAUUAGGAGAAGAGAAGUAGAUUUAAGAGAGAAAUAUGAUGGAGGAUCCGACGCAGGUGUUGUUCACCGAGCUGCCGGUCCCGCUGCUGUCGACUGCCGCCCUCCUCAGACACCACCACCAUCAUCAGCAACAACAGCAGCACCAACACCAUCAUCACCAUCACCACACGACGCGGUUCCAGCCGUACCAUAGGCUGCACCAGCCGCAGCACUUCCACGCAACGCCUGUCCAAGAGUUACACUACCUUCAGCAGCGCGAGAUCCCUGAGGAACAGGCGGAGGCCAUCGACCCGGAUCAGACGCACAUUACCAGCCUUUACCCCGAGAUAUUGGCCAUCAUCUUCGGGUAUCUGGAGGUGCGGGACAAGGGUCGCGCUGCUCAGGUGUGUUCCAGAUGGAGAGACGCAGCCUACCACAAAUGCGUAUGGCGAGGGGUCGAAGCUAAGCUGCACCUGCGGAGAGCCAACCCCUCGCUGUUCGCCUCGCUCGUCAAACGCGGCAUCAAGAGGGUGCAGGUGCUUUCGCUGCGGCGAUCACUUCGAGACGUCAUGCAAGGCAUUCCCAACUUGGAGUCUUUGAAUCUGAGCGGUUGCUACAACGUGGCCGACGUUGGAAUCUCACAUGCCUUCAUCGCCGAUUCACCAUCCCUCACCGAGCUGAACCUAUCGUUAUGCAAGCAGGUGACUGAUAACUCGCUAAGUCGCAUCGCCCAGUACCUGAAGAACCUGGAAGUGCUCGAGAUGGGCGGCUGCUGUAACGUCACCAACACCGGCCUCGUGCUCAUCGCCUGGGGCCUGAAGAAGCUGAAGAAACUCAACCUCCGAUCGUGUUGGCACGUGAGCGAUCAAGGUAUUGGUCAUUUGGCCGGUAUCAAUCAGGAUUCGGCAGGCGGCAACCAGUCGCUCGAACACCUAGGUCUUCAAGAUUGCCAAAGACUUUCCGAUGAGGCGUUGAAACACGUCUCCACCGGCCUGACCUCCCUCAAGUCCAUAAACCUCAGCUUCUGCGUCAGCAUCACCGACAGCGGUUUGAAGCACUUGGCGAAGAUGGUUUCGCUGCGAGAACUGAACCUACGCUCCUGCGACAACAUCUCCGACAUCGGUAUGGCUUACCUCGCGGAGGGCGGCUCCAGGAUCUCUUCGUUGGAUGUGUCGUUCUGUGAUAAAAUUGGGGACCAAGCGCUCGUGCACAUCUCGCAGGGUCUCUUCAACCUGAAAAGUUUGUCGCUGAGUGCGUGCCAGAUCACCGACGACGGCCUCGCCCGCAUCGCCAAAACCCUGCACGACCUGGAGACCCUCAACAUCGGACAGUGCGCCAGGAUAUCCGACAAGGGACUUCAGACCAUCGCCGAAUCUCUGACCAGGCUCAAGUGCAUAGACCUUUACGGCUGCACGAGAAUAACCACCGUCGGCCUCGAAAGGAUUAUGAAAUUACCGCAGCUUAGUAUUCUUAAUUUAGGACUCUGGCAUGUUAGGUGAAACUCGAAGCCCUAGUAGGUAGGAGAGCGUUAAGUAAUAUGCCUUAUCUCCAUAACGCAUUUUUGUGGUCGCCGAUGACCCUUUUUUACAUUCAUUCAUUCCCAUCUCCAAAAUAUU